Messenger RNA from Mugil cephalus (flathead mullet), 7030 nucleotides. RefSeq names its product A kinase (PRKA) anchor protein 12b (gene akap12b). The coding region runs from base 201 to 4763 and encodes 1520 amino acids. Lineage: Eukaryota; Metazoa; Chordata; Actinopteri; Mugiliformes; Mugilidae. The record is from RefSeq and is a predicted model, not a curated record. The transcript is spliced from 4 exons. Gene Ontology annotation, cellular component: cytoplasm. Gene Ontology annotation, biological process: signal transduction; regulation of protein kinase C signaling. Gene Ontology annotation, molecular function: calmodulin binding; protein kinase A binding.
ACUCCAGAUCCAGGCCACCCCGGGGCGGAGCUGCACUGUCAAGCUCGUACUUUUUUUUUUGGGACGCUGUGGAUACUCGCUGCUGUAACGCAGUCACGCAAUCUUGGUCACGUUCGGCUUGGAGGCUUAAUUAUUAUAUCACCAUUAUUAUUAUUAUUAUUGAUAAUAAUAACAAGAGUCAGCCUUUGUGAUUGUUCGACAUGGGUGCAGAGAGCUCAGUGCAGCAGGACGGGAAGAGCCAGGAGGAUGCCUCAGCUUCAGCUUCAGCCUCCACCGGGGAGCUGAGUGCGGAGGUGAAGUUGCUCCAGGAGGGAGGCAGCGUCCACGACAGCAAGCCUUUGGAGAAAAAUGGGCAAAUCUCCAGCUUGACCAGCCUGAACGGACACUCAGAGGACAACACGCUGGCAGAAGUUGGCCAGCCAGAUGGUGUGUCUGUGUCUCAGAAGGAGGAGUCUCCUGAGACAAUGGAUGCUAUCCAGGGCGAAGUCACACCUCAAGUAAAUGGCGAGAAAGUGGAUAAAGAGUCCCCUGAUCCCAAUGACAUCUCCGCUGUUGAGGAGAAGACAGUGGAGGAAAAACCUGAAGAUGCCAGUGAGGUGGGCUUCAAGAAGAUCUUCCGCUUUGUGGGCUUCAAGUUCACACUGAAGAAGGACAAAAGUGAGGAGAAGGACCCUGUGAAGCUACUGACAGUCAAAGAUAAAGAAGGAGAGGAGGUCAGUGGGACCGAUGAACCUGCAAAGGAGGAAGCUGCCACUGCUGAAGAGAAAGAGGCUGUUACAGAGGCAGCCGCGGCUGAGGCCGUGGCUGAGAGCAGUAAAGAUGCUGAUAAAGUGGAAACGACCGAAGCCCCAGCUGAAGGCGCUGCUGCUGAAGCCACAGAUGAAGCAGUCAAGGAGGAAGGAGCCAAGAAGGAGGGUGAGACCACUCCACCAUCCCAGGACACCACCAUGUCCCCAUUCAAGAAGCUCUUUGGUGGAGGGCUCUUCUCAAACCUAAGGAAGAAAGCCAGCGUCAAGAAAACAAAGGAGGAGGAGGAAAAGGAGGCAGCUGUUGAAGAGGGGGCAGCUAAGGCAGAGGAAACUGAUACUGCCGUGGAAGAAAAGGAGGAGAAAGAAGCAACAGAGCAGGAAACCAAGGAGGAAGCCUCAGAGACUCAUGUGGAGGAAAAAUCUGAGCCCAAGGAGGAGGCAGAAGCAAAAGCAGAGGCUACCACCGAGACUGAGGUCACUGCUGAAAUCCCGGCUCCUGCCGAAACCCCAGCUCCUGCUGAAACUCCAGCUCCUGCCGAAACCCCUGCUCCUACUGAAACCCCAGCUCCUGUCGAAACCACAGCUCCUGUCGAAACCCCGGCUCCUGCUGAAACCCCGGCUCCUAUCGAAACCCCAGCUCCUGUCGAAACCCCAGCUCCUACAGAGACUACUGAUGAAGAAACCAAAAAAGAGGACAAAAAGGAAGAAGAGGAAAAGGCUCCAACGGAGGUAGUUUCUGAGGCCGAGCUGCUAUCAUCACAGGAGAAGGUAAAACAACAGGGAAGCCCCCUGAAGAAGCUCUUCACAGGAGCUGGCUUGAAGAAGCUCUCAACUAAGAAACAGAAGAGCAAGAAAGAUACUGAGUCAAAGCUCACUGAAUCUGGGGAGCAGGCAGCUGAGCAGCUUCAGUCCUCUACUGAGUCAACAGAGGCCCCCAAAGCUGAAAGUGGACCUUCAUCUCCAGAGGAUUCAGGAGAGCAUGUUAUUGCAGUGGAGGUGACAGAGAAUGAGUCGAGCCAAGAAACCGAAGGUGAGGUUACAUCUGAUGGAGAGAAGAAAAAGGAAGGCAUCAUCGCCUGGUCCUCCUUCAAGAAGCUGGUAACGCCCAAGAAGCGCGUAAAAAGGUCUUCUGAGAGUGAAGAUGAAGCCACGGCUGAGAAACCAGCAAAGUCAGCAACUCUAUCCUCUUCUGAGAGUGCUACAUUAGCUGAUAAGAGUGUUGAGGAGGAGGCUAAGGAGGAUAAGCCCUCAGAGGAAGAGCCAAAGAAUGAAAACACUGAGAAACUGGUCAGCAGUACUGAGGAGCCCAAAAAGAAAAUGGACACCUCUGUUUCCUGGGAGGCUCUCAUGUGCAUGGGAGGACCCAAGAAAAGGACAAGGAGGACCUCUGAUUCUGAUGAUGACGAGACCAAGGUUGAAGAGGAAGUGCCAGCAGUAGCAGCACCAGAAGUGGAAGAGGAAGGCAAAACUGAAGCUGCCAUUGUUACAUCCCAAAAUACUGAGAGUGAAGGUGAGGUUAUUUCUUCACCUGAACCUUUAAACAACCCCCCUGAGAGAGAGUCUACCUGGGACACAUUGAAACGCAUAGUUAUGUCAAAGAGUAAGCCCAAAGUUGAGGAAAAGCCAGAGGAGCCUGCAGAACAAGUUCAGUCAGAUGGUGAAGCACCAAAAGAAGAGUCAUCUUUCUCUCUGAGGAAGUUUUUCCCUGGACGCAGGAAGAAGAAGACUGAAAAACAAGCUUCCACUGACCAAGGCUCAGGUGAGGAGGACUCUGACACUCCAGCUGUGGUCCCUCUCUCAGAGUAUGAUGAACAAACUGAAGCUCCAGCAGACACAGCUGGCGUCCAGAUUAAAGUGUCCGCCGAAGAUAGAUCCCCUUCAUGGAUCCCAGCCUCUGUUGAAGAUUCUGAUAAACUCGAUCAGCUGAGUGAUAUCCCAGAGGAGGCGGAGAAUGCUGCCACACCCAAGUCUGUUGAUACUGACAUUGCAGACGAUGACACCGAAGAAGUGGCUACACCACCUAAAUCUCUAGGGCGCACUGGGCGUAGAUUGUCUACUGCUGAAGUGAAACCUGUUGCUCUGGCUCCAGCUGCAGAAACCACCCCUGUUCCUAAGGGACCCAAGGCAGAGAAUGCAGAAGAGGUAAUAGAAGCUAUUGAGGCCCAAAUAUCUGAAAUCCCAACACAGACAUCUGUGGCCAUACAAGAUGUACCAGUGGAAGAAGCUUCUGAAAAAACUGAGUAUGAACCACCAACUGAAAUUGCCAAGUCCACAUCCAACGCCAUCCUGGAGCCUCAUGCUCGUAAUGAGGCCAUGGCGAUCUGCACCGGCCUUGGCACCAAGGAGAUUGCCAAAGUAGCUCUGGAGAAGCCCGUGGUGCCCGUUGUAGAGUGUGUGGCUGUGAUCCGUGAUGCUCUGAGCACAGAGGUGUCAAUAGAAGAGAAACCACCAAGUUCAGAGGACGCUACUGCUACAGAAGACCCAGUGCUUCGUGCCCAAGUUGAACAGGUAGAAACCACUGAGCUGGAGCCUGUUGUUGAAACUUUAGUGACUGAAGUCGCAGAUAUUGAAGCUGCCAGUGAGAGUCAGGAACCUGAGAUUGAGAAGCUUGGAGUUGUCAGCACUGUCCUGCAGGAGUCCGAAGUCAUUCACCCUGCCACAGUGUCCGAGAACUCUCCUAAAGCUGUAAUUAUCAACCCCAUUGCACCAAUUCCUGAAACUGCUCUUUUCACUGAGAGUGUAGAAGUGUGUGAGAUAACUGUAGUGACCAAGGAAGUUAAAAUGGACAUGGAGCAGCUUGCUGCCACUGAAGAAAAUAUGGCUUUAAAAGAGGUUGUUCCAGCUGUGACUGCAGAGAUGUCAUCCACCGUCUGUGACGUCACAAAGAACACCAUCUCAAAGGAGACUGAAGCAGCCAUCCCUGUGGCUCUACCAAGUGAGGAGAUUUCUGUUAUCACAGAAACAGUGGUCCUUGUUGCACCUGUCACUGUGGAGUCUGACCAAGUGGGAACAUCAGACAAGCUGGAAAACGCAGUAGUGUCAGCGCCAGCUGAACCACUGCAGGUGAAGAUCGAGUGUAAUGGUGAAGAAACUGCUGCUGAUAAGGACACAGAGAAGACAGAGGAAGUCCAGCAGACCAGUGAAAUUGAGGCUCAAAGCAUGGUCAUUGCCCAGACUGUCAUUCAGGACGCAGUGGACAAAGUUUCAGAAGACGCGUCAGAACCCGAGAUUCCUGUCACGCGUACAGCCAUAAAUCCAGCAUCAGUCCAGGCAACUGCAACGACAGAGAAAGACGUUGAAGUCACACCUGAAACCCCUGUUGUCACUGACACCCCUGUCGCUGUUGUCUUUGAAAAACCAGCACCCAAGCCACAGAUUCUCUGUGCUGCCAUGGAGGUGGUUGACCCAAUCCCCAUAGAAGUCACGGAGAGCCUCGAAACAAAGGAAGAGGAACCAGAAGAAAGCUUGAAGAAAGCUGCGGAGGUAAAAGUAAGUGAAGAAGCUGCUGUAAUGGAAGACGUAGUGGAGAUUAAGGCGGAGAGUGAAAAAGUUGAAGAGCUCGAAGAGGUCAAAGAGCAGGAGAGCAAAGAAGAAGCAACAGAUGUGAAGCAGCCAGAGGAAACCAAGUCAGAGGCCCCAUCAGAGGAGAGCAAAGAGAAAGAGCUUGAGAUCCACAUGCCAGUCCAGGUGGUCCUGCAGACGGCUCAGGUGGUUGAGGAUCCAUCAGUGGAGGAAGAGGCUGUGGUCGAAAUUGAAGGCGGCGCUCCCUUAGCAGAAGACUCCGGUGCAAGACCUAAGAUCUCUGCAAGUGAAAACAAACUCUCAGUGCUGUCAGAAGAACCUCAGGCGACGGGUUCAGCAGAAGAAGACGCAGAAGAGGCAGAGGCAGAGGCAGAGACAACACCGUCAUCGCCAUCAAAGUGUGCAGAAGUGAUGGCGCAGGUGAUAGAGGUGAUCGAGGAGGCUGUGAAGGAGAUCGAGCCAGCGUCCACAGAGGUCACAACAGCAUCAUGAGCAGCCGAAGAUUUACGACUGAUGCCUGGGAGACACACAGUCUGGACCAGGAAGUGAGUGAUGAGGGAGAGAGAAAGAAAGAGAAAGAGAUAGAGAGGCUUCUCUGUGGUAACACACUGAGACUGGGCCUCGCCCAUCCCGCCCAGAGAGACUGAGUGACUGAGCAUCAGCUCCACCGUUCUCUCCAGCUCCCCUCCCACCUGUACUCCAACCCCGUCCUGCAGUCCAGUCACAGCCCCGUGACAACCCACUGUCACCCCCCCCCCCCCCCCCCCCCCAACCAAACACACACCCGCUCACCCAUUCACUCGCUCGCACACACUCAUGCAUGUCCUGUGCCUUAGAAGCAUCACAUCUGGCUUCUGUUCCGUGCAAUGUAUGUCCAGUGUCUCAGUGACUUUCCUUUGCCCUUGUUGCAUAAAGUCUGCAACGUGGCUGAGCGUGUACCGGUGCAUAUGUGAGUGUGUGAGCGCGUGCGCGCGUGUUUGUCUUAAAUGUGUAUAAUAGCAAGAGUGAGACGGAGCCCGAUGGUGAAGAGACGGAGGUUUAUUAUCUUGUAUAUUGUAUUUAUAUCUUGAGUAUUCUUUCAUUCACCCGUAAUGUUUUUCUCUAUAUUUUUGCCCUGUUUUGUUAGUGUAUGGAUAUUGUCGCCUGUUUUUAAAUUAAGCUGUGAUGCGUCAGGUAUUUUUGAGUAACAUUACAAGUCAGUUUUAACUCCGUCAAGCUAAAAAAAUCUCCUGUGAAAUGCACCCAAAUGAUGAAUAAUCACCAAUAGAAGUGUUGCGUAAAAGUGCUUCGUGUGUAUCACAGCUUUAAGUGUCGUAUACAAAGAUUAUUUCAAGCAUCUGUAGCAAUUACAGCUAAGCCAUGGUACAAGUGUGAUUCCACAGACAAAAAUAAGCUGGCAGAGAGCGCGAUGAUAUCUACCACCACGCGUUUGACUUUUGACACGUUCUCUUGUCACAAUGUGUUCUUUCCUCUCUCCAUCCAACGUGAUCGUGUAGAUAAGAGCGAGCACUGCUGGAUUUACUGUGAAAAAAAAAAAGACAUUGUUACACAUUGUUUCAUGUAAUAAUACAAUAAAACACUUUCACAACACCCUCAUUUGAUAAUGUGACAGAGGUAUGAGGUAAACAGUGACUUGCAGAGAAUAUAGAUGCCUGUUUUUUGGCACUGGGAAAGAUGUUUAAAAACACUUUCAUGGCAUAUCACGUUCACUGUGUUUAACUGCCACGUCUUUAACUGAUUUGUGAAAUAUGUUUCAUUGAUGAUGUGAACUUUCUUUACGCUUAUUUGUCGAUGAAAAGAAAGUAUAAUGGCGCCCUCUGCUGCUUACAAAAAAUAGCAUACACCCUUUCGCCUCCAGCCGUUGGUGUCACUUCGAAUCAUUCUUUAAACAAAGUCGAUAAAAUGUCUUAAGUUAUACGUGCACUAUGUCGCGUCCUUCACAAAGCAUGAUGGCUCAGGUUCAUUAAGCUGGCACCGGGGAGGAUGUAGACGAUUUAGUAGGGGCACAGACACCAACUGCAUGGUACCAGAAAUAAAAACAAAAGCUCAUUUUAAUCCUAAUUUAAAAAGCCAAAUUGAGUUAGGAUAAAUCAGGGAGUCGUGGUCUUUGAAUUGCUCACAGGAUAAGGCAUCAGUUGCAUCCAAUUAGAUUCCCAAAGCAUCUUCUCAGUUAAGAAGUCAGGAUUUAUUGUGCAAACGUAGGGACAUAGUAGGAGAUAUCUUGAGGAUAAAUACUCGUGAGAGUCAGUUUAACCACCAAAGUAAAUAUUCGUUCAUCUUCCGCCAACUUUGUGAAAUUUGCACCGCGUUGCCGACACUAGUGUUUCCGAAAGUUCACAUUUCACUCAGCUUUAUGGCCGAAUGAGUCGGGCAUCAGGAGGUCUGGACCCCAAAUUAGGUCAGCUCUUUACUUUACCUUGACUCGAGAGGGUGUGACACAUCCAUGAUAUUUGCUUUAUGUGAAAUAUGUGAUUUAAAAAACAAAAAAUGAGUUGGAUAAUGUCAAGCGUUUAGGGGCACCUGUCCACCUUCAGUCCUCCCUGCUUUUUGUAACACACAUAACUGUGAACCUGUUAACAUUUGUACAGAUUGUAUACCUACUGUAUGUACUUAAAUCAUAUUGUUGUAAUAUUAACUAAUAACCUGCAGCCAUUAAGCAUAAUACUCAUGUAGCAUGGUCUUUUAUAUUUUCCAAGCUGUUAAUAGUAAGGACUCAGAAACUUGUCUAUAUUUCAUUCAAUAAAGCUAGAGAAAACUGG